Messenger RNA from Caenorhabditis auriculariae, 3238 nucleotides. The record is from the annotation of a GenBank genome assembly. Lineage: Eukaryota; Metazoa; Nematoda; Chromadorea; Rhabditida; Rhabditidae.
AUGUCGGAAGAAUACCGCAGCUCGAUCACGUCGCGUCCGUCCUUCAACAGGACUGUCACGUCCAACACCCAGAACUACAGCACCCCUGGUAACAUUUUUCUCUGGAAAUUCUGAUAAACCUCAUGAUUCUCAGGAUCUGGAAACCGAGUUCUGAAGAUCGUGACAGAAAUGUCGUCCUCCUCGGUGGCCAGCGGCCUCUCACCUUACGGUCAGAACGCUGCUUCCACCAUUCGAGAUGCUCGUGAGCGUGAAAAAAAAGAGAUCAUGGACCUCAACGACAAACUUGCCAACUACAUCGAAAAAGUAGAGUUCCAAAUUCGGAAAUCUUGACGGGAAAUAUUUAAGGUUCGCUUCCUCGAAGCUCAAAACCGCAAACUCGGCGCGGAUUUGGAUAUGUUGAAGAACAGAUGGGGCAAAGACACCAGCAGCGUCAAGAUUAUGUACGAAUCAGAGAUCACCACGGCCAAGAACGUGAAAAAGCUCCUUUGUUGCUUGAGCCAUGAAAUUUGUUCAGGUGAUUACCCAAACAGGCAAGGAAAAGGAGGAUUUGGAGAAGGAGAUCCGUAAGCUACAAGACGAGCUGAACGAGAUGCGCAAGAAGUGAUAAAAAGAGAAAAAAUAUUUUACCUAAUUUUGCGAUCAGGUUUGAUGAAGCUACAAAAGGACGUGCCGGCGAUCGUCAGAAAAUUGAUGACCUUCUUGUCCAGCUCUCCAAUCUUGAAGCCGAGAUUGCCCUGCUCAAGAGAAGAAUCGCCCUUCUGGAGGAGGAGAUUCAGCGUUUGAAGAAAGAGAACAUGCGACUUAUGGGAGAUCUUCAGCGCGCCAGAACUGUUAGAAAACUUUUUCGAAACGUUUUUCAUCACUAUUUUCAGGACCUUGACCAGGAGACCCUCAAUCGCAUUGAUUAUCAGAACCAGGUCACAACCCUGUUGGAAGAAAUCGAUUUUAUCACUCGCACCCAUAACGAGGUUACGCCCGCAUAUCUAUCGCAACUUUGAGUAUUUCUAGGAAAUUAAAGAGCUUCAAGCACUUGCCGCUCGAGAUACUACUGGAGAAAACCGAGAGUACUUCAAGAAUGAGCUCGCUUCCGCUAUUCGUGACAUUCGUAGCGAGUACGAUCAGGUACUUUCAACCCAACCUCUUUAAAAAAAAGUGGAUUUUUCAGAUGAUGAACGGCAACCGCAACGACUUGGAGUCGUGGUACAAGCUCAAGGUGCAGGAGAUCCAGACUCAAAGCACCAGACAGAACAUGGAGCAAGGCUACCAGAAAGAGGAAGUCAAGCGUCUCCGCACACAAAUCGGUGAUCUUCGCGGAAAAUGGGCUGAUCUUGAAGGACGAGUUAGCAUCUGAGCUCUAAAGUUGUGAGAAACGCUGUUUUUUCCAGAAUGCGCUCCUCGAAAAACAAAUCCAAGAGCUUAACUUCCAAUUGGAAGACGACCAGCGUUCUUAUGAAGCCGCGCUCAACGAUCGUGAUGCUCAGAUCCGUAAGAUGAGAGAAGAAUGCCAGGCUCUGAUGGUUGAGCUGCAGAUGCUGCUCGAUACCAAGCAGGUAUCCAUCCAUACAGAUUGAUUUUGAAAAAAAAAGAAUUACAGACUUUGGAUGCUGAGAUUGCCAUCUACCGUAAAAUGCUUGAAGGAGAAGGAGAUGGUCCUGGACUCCGCCAGCUCGUCGAACAAGUCGUCCGUACGACCGGCAUCAAUGAAGUCGCCGACACGGGUGAGUCCGACUAUCAAAAUCUUAGAAGUUCCAAUACAGUUGAUCAUUUGAAACUCUAAAAGAAAAAUAUAAUUAUUCUUCUUCCUACGCCUUUGUACCGCUUCGGCGUCCAAAGUCGAUUUACCGAGGCCUUAUACUGUAUCAGGUCACUAAAAAUUCAAAAAGAGUUCUAUUCUACGAAUCCCUCUGAGGAGUUAUGCAUCGGUCUUCGCACUCGUAGUUUGCAAGAUUCAACAACCGGACUGCUGUGCCCCGCUGAGAAAGAUCUCAUUUCGAAACGAAUUUAUCUCAGAAACGAUGCGCGUCGUCAAGGGAGAAACCUCGAGCCGCACGUCGUACACGCGUUCCGCCAAGGGCAACGUCUCCAUUCAGGUGUGUCCCAAUCUAGCGGAAGAGAACUGUUCACGGCGCAUUACAUAAUCACAAUACUAUCUAAAAAAAAUUUGUGAGAAGGGACUAGUUUGAAACGGUAGGCUUCUGAAAAAAACAGAUCGAACUGGAUAGAAAAAAAAAGUUAGUGUGGGCUAUAGAUGUUUUUGAGACCUGCUAAGAUCAAAUGGGACUUAUAAAUUCAUUCUGAAAAAAGGAAGAAAAUAUUUUGCCCGAGCUAUGAAUCCUUUUCUAUCUAAGAAAUCAAUCGGUUAAGUAUCUUGAAGAUUUUUAAUUUUUUUUUUCAUGACUUCUUGCCGCGACUCCAAAGAGUCUGGCUUGCAAAAGAACUGUUAAUAAUUGAUUAUGGCUUAUCUUAAGUCAAUUUGAAGGCAACUAAAAAAGUGAAUGAACGGCUUUUGGAGCCGCUUAACUCUUUUUACUUGCUUUCUCAGCUUUUGCGAUUUUUCCAACAUAAAGCUUUUGGAUUUUUCAGGAAACUUCACCGGAGGGCAAGUUUGUCGUUCUCGAGAACACGCACCGCUCCAAGGAAGAAGCCAUCGGAGACUGGAAACUCAAGAGGAAGAUUGAUGGAAAACGCGAAAUCGUCUACACCCUACCGGCCGAUUUUGUUUUGCGGCCUGGCAAGACCGUCAAGGUCAGUGUUCGGAAAAAAAAGAGUGCAGUCGUGAUAGGUCUUGUUUUUGUUGAUCAAUUCGGAAAGAUACGCUCCCUUUCUCUUUUGAUUUUUUGGUUGGUUGAUGCUCAUUGAAGUUGAUUGUUAUCUGAGAAGUCGGUUUUGAGGGUCAAAAACGUUUUUCCGCGCUUGAAUAACGUGUGAUACUUUAUUCGAAAAAAAUUGAAAUGUUUUUUUUUACCUGAUAAUCAUUCAUCCAUACAAAAAUCUAGAAAUUUAUAUGCCCGCAAAAAAAAGGAUUACAUUUCAGAUCUUCGCCCGCGGCCAUGGCCAAAGCAACCCUCCAGAUGCUCUCAUUUUUGAAGGAGAUGACACCUUCGGAGUUGGUUCCAACGUCCAGACCAUUCUCUACAACACUUCCGGCGAGGUACUCAAAAAUGAUAGAAUCUUCCAACGAAAUCUUUUCCAGGAACGCGCCACUCACGUUCAGCGCCAGAGCCAGAGCGCUUCUUAA